AUGUCCUCCGACCAUUUACGCCAGGGCUCAAAUGCGACUUCACCAGCAGCAUCGAUGUCGCCGGCUGCGCAGAGAGCGAGCUCACCUUCAGACGAUGGCCGCUCCAGUAAUGCCAGUCGGGCACCCUCAAGUCAGGACCCGUACUAUUCCAACGAAGACAUCGCCGCAUUGCACGCGGUAGUUGUCGCUGCCCAGGAGCUACUCGACUCUGCGCCUGAACCAAAACCACUUCCCGCCGCUGCGCUGUUCAAGGCAUACGAUGCCGUACUCCCUACCUAUGGAAUCGACCCCGAUUCAGACCAUCAUCUGUCGACCUUUGUUUUUCGUGUGGGUGGUGAGCGAGGCGAAGGCAGCUUGCUUGAUAAGUUUCAAACUAUUCUUCAUCGAAUGGGGAUUGUUUUGGAGUUCGGUGAUAAUACUACAGUGUCACUCCGAACUUCAGCUUCCACAUCUCCCGCAGAAUCAUCCUUAAGUCGCCAAAGUCAUGCAGACUUGCAACACGAGAACAGUCAGGAGAAUGACCAACAAAACGGCCAUCUUACAUCUGAAGUCGAAGCCCCCCAAUCGCCAUUUUCGCCCUCGGCUUCACCUCCGUCUUCACCUUUGCAAUCACCUACCCAUUCACCUUCGCCUUCGCCACCACAAUCACCAUCCCAUUCGGAAGCACAACCUCGGCAAGACGAGAUGGAGUUUUCUGAGACCGACGAGGAAGAUGGCGCGUAUGAGGAGAUGCGAAAGGCGGUUGUUUCUUCAGCUAUGAACCGCUGGCGCUCCUUAGUUGCGAACCGUAGAGCACAACCCGCACAGCGAAUACCUUCCUUUCCAAGUAUUCCAGAGGAAGCUUCUGCCGAUGUUAGGAAUUUCGAAGAUCAUCCAUUUGAGCAAAAACCAGCAGCGCCUACCCAACAAACCAUCGCAAGCCCACAAGUCAAUGGUAUCGAGUCUCACGAUCAAGUCUCGGCGAAAGAGUCCACGGACCUGUUACCGAGGCCAAUGUCCGCACAAUCAUUCAUGCACCGACCUCUUUCAGUCCUCAACAAUGCCAUCCGAUCAACGACUUCUCUAUUGCAAGGACAUAUGCCACAAAGUGGGCAUAUUGAUGAGCAUUCACAUCACGAGAACGAAAUGCCUCGAAGUCCGGAUGGGGACUCUCCUCAUCAACUCAAGGAAUUAGAGGUGGCACCAUCCCAUCAUUCUCCUAUCCAAACAGUACCUGAAGUUCAUUCUCCAACUACAGCAGCUCGAACCAAUACUGUGAGCAACAAUGGGGGCACGAUUGUCCACCAUGCUGCACCGCAAGAGCGCACAAAUGAUGUAGCAUCUCAACAGCAAAUGGUUGAAGAAAGCCCCUCAACACCCGACGAGCAGCCUGACACGGAACGAGAGCACAGUCGGCUUCUUAGGCGAGCGACCAGGGCUCGCGAAAUCUACCUUGCAAGCAAAGUCUUUAACCAUUGGGCUGAUCGUACUGCACGCCGACUUGAAAGAGACGCCGUUGCAAGAAGACACAUGAUUCGGUUCCGCUAUUUUCGAUCCUGGAGUCAGGCUCCUGCACUUCGUGAGCCUGGCACAGAUUAUAUGAGAGCAGCUGUCGUUGUCAAAAAAUGGCAACGUAUUGUCGCCAUGGAAAAAAGCCUCCAAACGACUGCCAGAGCAGCGGCCCAGGCUUAUGAACUCAAAAAGGUUGGAAGAGUUCUCGAUCACUGGUCAUGCCAUCGACUCGAACACGUCGGACGCCAAAAAACAGCCUUACGUAACAGGACAGGGGCGAUUUUGAAGUGGCUAUCCCAGGCUAGUCAUGGCGAAGCUUUGGAGCAUGCCAUACGAACACAAGCGUGUCUACGACUUCAAGUAGAUACUAUUCACCGGUGGCAAGACCAUGCCGGUAAGGAGACUAUGUUAUGCGAUACUGCCAAACGAAUUGGAGACAUACAGCACUCUUUCACACAUCUACGUGAAUGGUGGGAUCAGGCUGAGAUCAGCCGAAGGGCGACUGAGUAUCGUAAACAAGUCAUGAUGCAGAAGGCAAAUUUUGCUUUCGAUCAAUGGAACUUGAGAGCAAGAGCGCAGGCUUUCCAAUGGAGACGCGAGUAUCUUCAAGUAGAACGAGCAUUUGACCGGUGGUUCCAGUGCGCAGAACAGGAUGGAGAUAUGAGCCGAAGGGCAGAGGGAUACUACGAGGAGCAGGCCAAGGCCAAGGUCCUCGGAGGAUUUCGACGACUCCAACGGGAGUCGUCUCACAUGGCACUCAUGGAGGACCGGGUUCGUCUUUAUCUAGGAGCCACCUCGGUAUUGCGAGUCUUUGACCGUGCGAUUAAGAACCGCAAGGACCAAGACAAAAGGCACGUGAAGAAAUAUCUCAUGGCCAGGUAUACUCAAGUUUCCUCAGCCCGGAAGAAGCGCAACUUCUUUGCCGCCAUUGACCAAUGGAGAGCGAUGGCUGAGGAGGACCGUAUCCAAAGUGAUUUGGUUCAAGAACUGCGAGCGCAGAAAGACUCCCACCAUCUUAUCACAGUUACUGACAUGUGGAUGAGUCAAACGCAGUUGGAUCAAAGACGCAUAGAGGAAGCAAAACUGCAACAUGCACAGGAAUGGCUGGAAGCCUGGAAAGUUUAUACCAGUGAUCUUGAACAGCGGGACGCGGAGGCUUGGCAGCUUUGGGCAGCUGACAAGCAGCGCCAGUCUCUAAAAUCUUGGUCAAUUGCGUCGCUGCAGCAAAGUGGCCAGGGUCAUACAGCAUUGGAGGUCCAAAAGAAGCACGAGCGGGAGAAACGCAACCGCGUCUUGCAACAAUGGCGACAACGUGACGAUAGAAUUCGAACCAUGGCGCCUGGAUCUCGUGUGCAAUCAAGCUCUGCGCCCUCUGCAUGGCCACGGGGAAGCUGGAGAACAGUAGCUGGCAGACGAUCGAUGGCCAAUCGCAAUGACCGAGUCUAUGACUAUUCUGGUACACCACUCGAGACACCUACCCGAUGGACCGGACAACCGUUCUCCAUGUCGACGAUGUUGCCGCCAGGAUCAAUGGCGCCGCUUAGAGAGGCUGAUGAAGGUGAUGGAGCAUUUUCGCUUGCUGGUGACGAAGAUGAUGGAGACUUACCAGCUUCGCCUUCCAUAAGACCUGCUUCACGAGGGCCUGGAAAGUUUUCUACUCUACCAUCAACCACGCCGAUGGCGCCAGUACCAUCACACCUUGAGCGAAAUGGCCAACGAGACGGAACCUCUAUAGGCGCAACCACGCAGCACCACUCGCGGAUCUCGAAAUUAGCAUCAUCACAAAUGGCGCCGGGUACACCAAGGCCGGUUGGAAUGCCCCAAUUCUCUGACCUGAACGGAUCGGAACCCUUGCAGCAGCCCCCUGCUUCAACAAGAUCUUUUGGGUUCGGGCCUCCUAAUGGACGCACGGCGAGGCCUCAACCUUCUUCGCCGGAGCCGAACUCCCCAGCGGUGGGCAGUAAAUCCGUUGGUGCUCGAUCAUCUGGUACACGAUUUGGACUUUCACGACCUACUACUAAGUUCACACCAGCAACAAGAUCUGUGCGUAUUCAAUCACCGAGCCAGAUCUCUUCUACGCCACAAACUCAGCCAGGGGGAGCAUCAAGAGGCCACCAACUGCGCGGUCGUACAAGCACAAGUCGAUAG
Messenger RNA from Fusarium sp. VM40, 3639 nucleotides. NCBI's taxonomy places the organism in Eukaryota, Fungi, Ascomycota, Sordariomycetes, Hypocreales, Nectriaceae. The record is from the annotation of a GenBank genome assembly.